AUGCCAAAGAAAAAUACUAGAAAGUACGUUUUUAAAGGUAAUAAAAAGCAAGAUGAUGGUGACAUUUCUGACUCCCUUAUGUCUCCGUGUUUGCAAAUCAGUCAAGAUAUAGAAUUAAAAGACAUUCCUUCGAAUGGGGAAGAGUAUCUUCUGAAAGUUAUGAAAGAAAGGCAAAAUUAUUCAACAGUUACAACUUGCAACAGGGAUUUUUCCAAGUUUGCCCGAAACCAAUCAUGUUUCGUUAAAGAGUUGCCACAUGCUAAAGCUCCAGAGAGUCUAAAACCAACUAUAGAAUGGCAAAAUAUUCAAGUUGCUGAUUUCUCAAAAGUUAGGAUGUACAUUUCAAGGUUGAUAUCUAAUAGAUCACUUUGGCCUAAAGAUGUUAUAAAUAUAGAAAUAGAUCCAGAUAACAUUGCAGCUUGGAUGAACUUAUUUGAAAAUAAAGACCCAAAGCUUUCUUGCGUGCUUGGCUUGCAUCAUGCACUAUUAGACCACGGCCUGGAGAUUCUCAUUGAAAUGCUGGACAAAGUUAAACCUGGCAGUACAAUAAACUAUAAAACAGGUCAAUGGAUUUACGCAUUUUUAGCCUGCACCAGACAACCUUUGCUCUCUGACACUACAAGUAUAUUAAGAAAUCUAGCUAGAAAAUGUGCAGAGAUCAGAUCUCAUCUUAAUACGGAGAUGUGA
Danaus chrysippus (African queen) is the source of this 687-nucleotide messenger RNA. Lineage: Eukaryota; Metazoa; Arthropoda; Insecta; Lepidoptera; Nymphalidae. The record is from the annotation of a GenBank genome assembly.